Hirsutella rhossiliensis is the source of this 450-nucleotide messenger RNA. RefSeq names its product ribosomal protein s11 domain-containing protein. The record is from RefSeq and is a predicted model, not a curated record. NCBI's taxonomy places the organism in Eukaryota, Fungi, Ascomycota, Sordariomycetes, Hypocreales, Ophiocordycipitaceae. Bases 1 to 450 code for a protein of 149 amino acids. The transcript has 4 exons. Gene Ontology annotation, cellular component: ribosome; cytosolic small ribosomal subunit. Gene Ontology annotation, biological process: maturation of SSU-rRNA from tricistronic rRNA transcript (SSU-rRNA, 5.8S rRNA, LSU-rRNA); translation; ribosomal small subunit assembly. Gene Ontology annotation, molecular function: structural constituent of ribosome; mRNA 5'-UTR binding; small ribosomal subunit rRNA binding.
AUGCCUCCCAAGAAGCCCGCCGCGCCCAAGGAGAACAUCUCCCUUGGCCCGUCUGUUCGCGAUGGCGAGCUCGUCUUUGGCGUUGCUCGUAUCUUCGCCUCCUUCAACGACACCUUCGUCCACGUCACCGAUCUCAGCGGUCGCGAAACCAUCGUUCGUGUAACUGGCGGUAUGAAGGUCAAGGCCGACCGUGACGAGUCCUCCCCCUACGCUGCCAUGCUGGCUGCCCAGGACGUUGCCGCUCGGUGCAAGGACCUGGGCAUCAACGCCCUGCACAUCAAGAUCCGUGCCACUGGUGGCAACGGCACCAAGACCCCCGGCCCCGGCGCCCAGUCCGCCCUUCGCGCUCUCGCCCGUGCCGGCAUGAAGAUUGGCCGCAUCGAGGACGUCACCCCCACGCCGUCCGACUCUACCCGCAGAAAGGGCGGUCGCCGCGGUCGCCGUCUCUGA